CGUUGACGUUAACCGAGGCGUGUACGUGUUUUGAGUUUUUCAGCGCGUUUCCAACUCGCUGGAGGCUACUGAUAUUGAACUGCCAGUUUAAUAAUGGAAAAUAAUACGAAUGUCAGUUUGAUGAUCAUGUAUGAGGACGAGUCUGUGGAUGUUCGUUUCGUAAACGGAUCCCAGUUACAGCUGUCGCCGUGUGGCUGUGAAUUCAUGCUGGUGAAAGCCAAAGAGCCCUCCGGACAUCCUCUGCAGCUCCCUGAGAGAGUCCGACAGAGGACACGGUUCACCAUCAGCGCAUACAGGGAGUUGUUGGUGGCUGCAUUGGCGUUUAGGAAUAAAUAUGCUAGCCGACCGUAUCUGCCACAGGAACUCAUCCCUGCUGACCACAAAAAGCCUUUCUUCAGCAUUGACUCGGGUUUGCAGUGGCCAGAAUGUUCUUCCUGUGAGGCUAAGUUCGGACCCGGAGGCGAGACCAUCAUCAGGUCGGAGGAGGGACAAGCUACGUUGGUACUGUCGCCCUCAGGUGAAGAAUUCUCCGUUGAGUUCACAUGCAGCCUCAGUCCGACUCAGAGUCAGCACCACACCAUGCAGUGUUUCAGCAGAGAGCCUGACAGCAGCCUAGGCGGUCAACAGAAGGGAAGCAGUCAGACCACCAGUGAGUCUAAAACGGUCCAUCAGGGAAGAGAAAUCAGAAGGAAUGAGCCCAUUAGAUCAAGGUCUUCUUCUCCUCUGACUAUCAGCACUAUUCAACCAAAGUCAGAGGAGGCUGUUGACUCCAUAUGGCGCUACCCUCUCUCCUUGGCUCGCAAUAAGUGGAUGACUCAUCGGUUUGGAUCCAAAGAUGUUGGAGCGGAGGGAACCAGUGAUUACAGCCAGGCUGACGGGAAGACAACCGUGUCGGACAUAUCCAGUGAAGACAGGAGGUCCUGCCUUCCUCCGGUGCUCCCUCUCACAUGUCCAUCACCUCACUGGCAUAGGUGGAAGAUUAAAGACUCCCUGGCCAAAAAUGAAGAUCCAGACCAAGAUCUUCCAGAGCUGGUGAAAGUGAUGUGGUGUCAAGGAGUCACCUACAGGAUACUGAGUGGAGCUGUCCCGGUCAUAGAGGUCUCCCCGGGAGAUGGAUCAGUGAUCCGGUCUAAUGGAGUCCUUAACACUUAUUUUACCCAUUACAAACCUGAGCACCAAUCAGGGCAGGUGAAGGAGUUAACAUACCAUUUGAAUAGCCUUCCACCUGAUGUACUCGGGCAGGUCUACUCUAUAUGCUCUAUUGUGAGCCGUGCAGGCAGGAUUCUCAGUUGCUACAACCAAGCCAAGCAGUCACUGAAGUUCCCCACCACACCCAGCUGCUUGCAAGAGGACAGACAUUUUUCAAAACCAGUUUUUCUUGAAGAAAAUCUGUCAAAUCCUGUACCUGUAGAGCAGCACCUGAAUAUCAUACAUACAGCAGAAAGCCAGUCAGACCUUAUAGCUGCAGAACUGGAGAAGAUAAAACGGUUCAGUUUUCUUCUGGAGAGCAGCCACCUGCUAAGAAGUGAAAAAGGAUGUGCAGAACCACAAGGUAGCUCUACAGAAGAAGGGACUCAUGAGUCAGUGAAUGAGAGCAGUGUGGAGGAAGCUCUGCAGAGGACAUCCGAGGCCAUACAGGACAUUGAUGCUUUCAUUUCUGCAAUCGCGCUGACUUAAAUGAGAAAAGUAGCAGAAGAAAUCCAUGCACUUUCACACAUGCACACACAUUCCCCUUUGAAUUGAAUGGGAAAGUGUCCAAAGUUUCGACUGGCAGUGUAAAACUCUUUUACCGCUAUGUACAGACACUCUAAUAAAGUUUCAUAGACUUUGUCAGUUUAUUUAAACUGGUCAGACACAGUUUCUUCCUGUUAAGAUCAGAGAUAAGAGUUUGAGGCAAAUAAUACCUUUUCGUCAUGACAUUUUGCACAAACUGUGGUUAUAAUGGAAAAGGUGUGAAUGAAAUUUAAAAUUAGACAAGGACAUUUUCUGCAAAAUGUGUAUGCAUGCUGAUGGCUGAAGAAGUGCCCUGAUAAUGUCGAAAUGGCUGAAAUCCACUGCUGAAACAGCUGAAGGCUGUGUUGAAAUGCUGAAUAAUUAUGGAAGCUGAAAAGAAAAGCUGAGCUUAAUUUUUAAAACUUAAAUGAGCUUGUAUGCAAUGUUCACAUCCUGUUCGCUUCAGGUCAGACCUUCUGUGUGACAUAAAGCUCAGUUAAGUGCAUGAGUGGUAUAGGUCACUACUCAAAGAAGCUGUGUUCAUAUACCUCAGGUGCAACAUGUAGAUCAGGGCCGUGUUUACAACCCAGAAAGGGUUAGAAAUGUCUUAUUUU
This is a messenger RNA of Monopterus albus (swamp eel), 2327 nucleotides long. It is a transcript of the gene cunh5orf34, whose product is annotated as chromosome unknown C5orf34 homolog. The coding region runs from base 94 to 1677 and encodes 527 amino acids. NCBI's taxonomy places the organism in Eukaryota, Metazoa, Chordata, Actinopteri, Synbranchiformes, Synbranchidae. The record is from RefSeq and is a predicted model, not a curated record. The transcript is spliced from 12 exons.